AGCAACUUUUUUCCUGAAUUGUCGGAGCUGCACCUUGCUUGGGCAAUGUUGAGCUCCGCGCCAGCGGCGGCUUUCCUGGUGCCUGAGCCAUUGAGGCCGCAGCUUCGCAGUCCAAGGACGCAGACUGUCGCCGCGGCAGCUACAUCUGCACUGCCAACGCAGCAACUUCCAACAGCUUCGUUUUGGACGUCCUCGUUGUUGGCGUGUGCAGCGCUCUCAAGGUGUCUUAGAGGCAGACGAACUAGGACAGCCAGAGCAGCAUACGCUUCAGCACCCCAAACCUACGAGGGUGCACCAAUCGGGCCACCUCCCGACCUGCCAUCCCUAUUAUUAAAGGAACGUAUUGUGUAUCUCGGCACACCAAUCACCGCAGAGGUUACUGAGCUGAUCAUUGCGCAGCUCCUGUACUUGAAUUAUGAGUCUGCAGACAAACCGAUCACCCUCUACAUCAAUAGCACUGGAUCAACCAUCAAGAACAACACUAGGUAUAUUGGCGAGUCCAAAGUUGGCAUGGAAACCGACGCUUUUGCCAUUGCGGACUGCAUGGGGUACAUCAAGCCAGACAUCCAGACCAUAGCCAUCGGCCAGGCUUAUGGCACUGCAGCUGUGCUUUUGGGAUUGGGCAAAAAGGGGAAGCGUUUUGCGUUGCCAAAUGCAACUGUGAUGCUUUCAGAGCCGCGAGAACCCCCAGCGCGGGGCCCGCGCCAGGCAUCAGACAUCCGCAUCUUGGCACGAGAGGUGUUGCAGAAUCGCUCCACGAUGAGUGAGCUCCUCUCCAAAGCAACUGGAAAGACCAAGGAACAGGUGGUGGAGGACACAAAUCGAUGCUACUACAUGACGCCGGACGAAGCAGUGGAGUAUGGCCUCAUCGACAAGGUCUUGACCCCCGAGAAGAUGAAAGCAUUUGGUGAGAAGGAGGUGCCCUCCUUCGUGUCAGCAAUGGCUUCCUGACGCAGCGUAGGGACAUGAUGUAAAUGACUUGAAAUCAUC
This is a messenger RNA of Durusdinium trenchii, 990 nucleotides long. The record is from the annotation of a GenBank genome assembly. NCBI's taxonomy places the organism in Eukaryota, Dinophyceae, Suessiales, Symbiodiniaceae.